CGUGCAAAUACGCGGGAUAGCCAGUGAAUCUCUAGCGCGCCAAAUCUGUCGCCAGCAGCAGAGAGAGUUGGUUGAGCAAAGCGAGGCAAAUAUCGUUAAAAAUGGUGCGAACAAAAGCUGAUGGAGGUUGUGCAGCCUCAAGGAAAGUUGUUGCUGCGCGAGCCCCAAGGAAGAGUCUUGGAAGCCCGGCGGCAGGGUGCAGUAGUGCCGGUUCCCCAAAGUCAGGUAAAACAAAGUAUGCAGGUGGCAACCCAGUGUGUCAGCGACCGAUUCCUGACUGGCAGAAGGGGAUUGGUGGAUUCUUGAACAAAGGCAAAGAGAAUGUCGACAGUCAGUCUAGUUCCAGUAGUGCCAGCAACGGUGAUGAGAUUGAAGUGCUAGAGUCAGACUCAGGAGCUGGUGCAUCAGGAAGCUGCGAGUAGGACCUGAUCACACAACAAAUUGAAUUAUCCCAGCAGCUGUUCUGACAGGUGCACCUAUCACCAGUGCCUAGAUCUAGGGCUGAUCUCACAACUAACCGCAAUACCCCUCAACCAGCAGCCCAGAAGAGCAACUUACUGAUCACAUGAUCAUCGUACCGAUCAGAUGACCAGUGUAGUGCUUGGGCCCCACUGCCACUGUAAAUAGAAGAAUGAAUGUGUGAGAGAGUUGUGUCCCUUAGCUAUGAAUCCCUUGAAGUUGGUUCGUUCCAGUUGGGUUGUAUAAGGAUUGUAUUAGGUGAACUUGUAGAUUUUCCCACUUGGAUGCUCCAUUGUCCACAUUUAAAAUUUAAAACAUUGCUCCAAUCGUUCCUUGAAAUGAAACGGGAACACAGUAUGAAGUGCUUUUUGGAGACUUGUCAUUUGUAAAUAUUCACUUAUACCUAUUUCAUCAUUGUAUGCAAAAAUGUUUGUCUUUUACUUUUUUUCAGGUAGUAUUUUAUAUUUAUCUACUGUGAAAUAAAUGUUUUAAAAGCAA
Molecule: messenger RNA, 957 nt
Organism: Haliotis rubra (blacklip abalone)
Lineage: Eukaryota; Metazoa; Mollusca; Gastropoda; Lepetellida; Haliotidae
Product: PCNA-associated factor-like
Exons: 4
Coding region: 102-422 (106 amino acids)
Biological process (GO): regulation of cell cycle; translesion synthesis
Cellular component (GO): nucleus
Molecular function (GO): chromatin binding
Source: RefSeq, a predicted model, not a curated record